AGGCAUAAGGUCGGUAGGGAAUGAGAUUGGAAGCGAGUUCAGAGAUCACUUUGAAAUAAUCCAGAAUUAAUUUCUCCAUCUGUCUACAGCUGAGCAGGGUAUUCUGUGGUAUCCUGAAAGUGGGAACAGGAGGAAGUGCCAGAACAUGGAGUUGUAGGCACUCUCACAGACACCAACCUCUUAAAACACUUCUCCAGCUGAGCUGUGAAUUCUGUGGCGUCUUGAAAGCGGGGGACAGAUCAUGAUGGCUGUGUCGGGAGAGCAGGCUCAGGCUGGAGAGAGGAUGUUCAGGAUGCCCAGCUGUCUCCUAAAGCUGACCAGGGUGGUGCUGAGCCACAAGCCCUGGGCCCUGUUUAUCCUCAUCUUUGUGUUGGUAUCCUUCGCCUACCACAAGUUGUAUUUGAGUGUCUGGGAGGACCCCAAGAGCAGAGGCCCUCUCUACAGCUUGUCUGCUGAAAUCAGCUGUGCUCACUAUGUGCCUUCUUCCCUCAACAUUGCUGGUGAGCCCUCUCCUUCCACAGCAAAUGUGUUUUUUGUGGAGACCUCGGAGCAAACUUCCCCAAGUUACCUCUUCUCAUGCUCUGUGGAGUCAGCGGCCAGGACACACCCUGCAUCAAAAGUUGUGGUGCUCAUGAAAGGCUUGGCCAAAGAGAACGCCUCCAUACCCAAGCACUGGGCUUUCUCCUUGUUCAGCUGCUUCCCCAAUGUGGAAAUACAGCCCCUGGACUUGACAGAGCUCUUUUCUGGAACACCUUUGGCACAAUGGUACUUGCACCCUCAGCGGCAGCAGGAGCCUCAUUUUUUACAUGUCCUGUCUGAUGCCUGCAGGAUUGUUCUCAUGUGGAAAUUUGGUGGCAUCUACCUGGAUACAGACUUCAUUGUGCUUAAGAACUUACAGAACCUCACCAAUGCCCUUGGGAUUCAGGAUGACAAGGAACUGAAUGGGGCCUUUCUGUCCUUUAAGCCCAAGCACAAGUUCAUAGAGCUUUGCAUGCAGGACUUUGUGCAGAACUACAAUGGCUGGAUCUGGGGCCAUCAGGGCCCGGAGCUCCUAACUCGUGUCUUCAAGCAGUGGUGCUCCCUCGAGACUAUCAAGAGCACGAGCUGCAAAGGUGUGAGUGCUCUUGCCCCAGAAGUUGUUUAUCCUAUUCCCUGGCAGGACUGGAAGAAGUUGUUUGAGGCAGUCAGUGCCUUGGAGUUCCACAAACUCCUGCAGAACACCUAUGCCGUGCACAUAUGGAACAAACUGAGCCACGGGACCAAGUUAGAGAUCCCCUCCCAGGCUCUGCUGGCUCAGCUCUAUUCCCAGUUCUGCCCUGCCACCUACGCAAAGAUGAAACAGGACUCUGAAGAGUUGUCAAGGAGCGCAGUGUGACCUGUGGGCCCUUGGCUGCAGGGAUGUUCCUCGGACUGAAGGAAACUGAGUGCCUUUGACCUUCCCCAGAGCUGGCUCCUAGUCCUCAGCACAGGUGUUCUGUGUGACAGUUUUGUACCAUUGCUGAUAUCUGCCUCAGAUCCUUUGAGUUUCAAAUUUACAGCAGAACCUGAGGUCAGCCUCUCUUGCUGUCCUUCAGGAGACCUUUUGCUGCAGGGAAGGUUGACCUGGUUCAUCUGCAUCUCUCAGCUGGUCCUCUCUUGGUGAUCUCCAAUGGCUCCUCUUGUCAGUCCUGGCCUGAGCAGCCCCUUGUGAUGUUUCAACAGCUGUAGGGACCCUUGCCUUGCUCUCUGUCACAUUUAUAAUUUUCCCAGAAUAUUCUGUGUUUGAAUACCCACGACCAUCAUGGGUCCAACCCCUGACCCUUGCCAGUGGACAGGACACUCCAACAAUCACACCCUGGAUUAAAGCAUUGUCCUUGGGGCUGUGACCAUUCCCUGGGGAGCCUGUUCAGUGCCCCAGCACACUCUGGGGGAAGAAUCUUUUCCUGAUAUCUACCCUGCCCCUCCCCUGACACAGCUCCAGCCAUUCCCUGGGUCCUGUCCCUGGUCACACAGAGCAGAGCUCAGUACCCGCCCCUCCUCUUCCCCUCGUGAGGAAGCUGCAGAACUGCUGUGAGCUCUGACCUUAGUCUGCUCUUCUCCAGCUGAACAGACCAAGUGCCCUCAGCUGCUCCUUUUGUGGCUUCCCCUUCAGGCCCUUCACCAUCUCCAUGUCCCUCCUUUGGACACUCUCUGAGAGCUUUAGGACUUUCCUGUAGUGCUGCACCCAAAACCACACACAGUAUUCCAGGUGAGGCUGCCCCAGCCCAGAGCGGGGUGGGAUAGUCCCCUCCCUGUCCUGGCCAGUGAUGCUGGCCCUGGUGUCCCCAGGACAGGGAUGUCCCUGCUGGUCACUGCUGGCUCAUGUCCAGAUCGCCAUCAACCAGGAACCCCCACAUCCCUUUCCACAACACUGCUCUCCAGCCUCCUGUUCCCUUGCCUGUACAUCCGGGGCUGUCCCGUUCUACGUGCAGAAUCCAGCCCUUGUCUUUGUUAAACUUCACAGGGAUGGUGAUUGCCCAGCCCUGUCAUUUAUCCAGGGCUCUCUGCAGGACCUCUUCACCCUUGAGGGAGUCAACAGCUCCACCCAGUUUUGUACCAUCUGCAAUUACUUAGUAUCCCUUCCUGUCCUGCUUUCAAGCUUUUCAUGAGGAUUUUUAAGAGAACAGGGCCUAAGAUGGUGCCCUGUGGAAUGCCACAAGUGACAGGCUGCCAGUCUACUCUCACCCCAGUUACUGUCAUUCUUUGUGCUUGACCCACGAGCAAGAUGCUCAUCCAUCACAUUAUGUGUUUAUCCAGCUGUAGGCUGCACACUGAGAUAGAUGAUAUCCAAAGCUUUACUGAAAUCCAAAAAGAUUACAUCUACUGAUGUUUUUUGAUCAACUGGGUCGGUUACCUUAGCCUAAAAGAAAAUUAGUUUUGAUAAGCAGGACUUUCCUCUCAUGAAGAUGUCCUGGCUGUGACCAGUGAUUGUGUUGUCCUUCAGGUGUUUUUCAAUACCUCCUGGAAUAAUCAUCGUCAUCUCCGUAAUUUCACCUGGCACUGAAGUGAGACUGAAAGACCUGUAGCUUCCAGGGUCAUCCUUCUUGUCCUCUUUGAAAACUGGGACCUCUUCAGGUUUGCAAGACUGUUCAAAAAUUAUCGAGAGGUGCCUUGUGAUGAUAUCAGCCAGCUCUUUAUGUUUUCUCAGGUUAAUCCCAUCACACACGAUAGAUUCAUAAGGAUCCAGGUGGAGCAGCAGAUUCCUCACACCUUCAAGGUUAACUCAGAGUUUCUCAUUCUUAUAGUCACAGUCUUCUAGCUCAGGAAUGCUCGGACUUCCUUAGUCUGUCAUCAGUGUUGAAGACAGAGGCAAAGUAUUAAACAUCUCUGCCUUGUCCAUGGCCCUGUUUGUGAAGUGAGCAUCCUCAACUUGUAACAGGCUGAUGUCAUUUCAGCACUGCCUGUUGCCAUUAAUGUAUUUUAAAACCCUCUUUUUAUUGUCCCCCACAUUUCUAGUGGCUUCAAUUGCAAUGGAGCUUUGGCCACACAAAUUCUCCCCCUACAGUGAUUAGCGGCAUCUCCGUAUUCCUUCCACAUCACCUGACCUUGCUUCCCCUGGGCAUACACUUUCCUUUUUUCCCUUAUCUUCAAAAGAAGAUUCCUGUUCGGCCAAGGUGGCCUUCUACCUCAUUUGCUUUGUUUCUGAUUUUUAGGAAUUGCCUGUUCUUGUGCCUUCAGGAGCUGCUGCUUAAAAAGUGACUGGCGCUGAUGGACCCCAGGACCUUCAAAAGCGUUUUCCCAGGGGACUUGACUUACUGGUUCCCUGAGCAGCCUGAAGUCUGCUCUUCCCAUGUCCAGGAUUGAAGUUUUGUUGGCACUUUUCCUCCUGUCACCAGAGUUUUUAAACUCAAUGGCUUCAUGGUUGUUGUGGCCAAGACAACCAGCAAUCUCCCAAGAGCAUCACAAGAUCCUCUCUGUUGACAGGCAACAAAUCAAGGAGGGCAUCUUUCUGAGUCAGCCCUUUUAGUACCUGUACCAUGAAGUUAUCAUCCAGGUGUUUCAGAAAUACAUAGGGAGUAUAUGAAAAUUGUGUUAAGAAACAAAAAAAUAUUUUAAGGUCUGCUGUGGAUCUGAUAAUCAUCUCCCCACCCUGUGUGUCCAGGUCAUUGUAUUGUAAAAAUGCAUUUGAAAUUAACUUCUUAUUAAACAAGAAGAGGAAACAAAAACAUCCUGGAAUUCUGCCUUUGCCAAAUCAAAGCUUCUGUCUGGAAGGUAAAGUGUAAGCAAUGUGUGGUUAUUGCUCUUUUAGAUAUGCAGUGAUUAACAAAUAAGAGAAAUAUGUAUAUCAAUUUUAAUACAACCUUUUUCUA
Messenger RNA from Hirundo rustica (Barn swallow), 4328 nucleotides. Its product is annotated as lactosylceramide 4-alpha-galactosyltransferase-like. Gene Ontology annotation, molecular function: acetylglucosaminyltransferase activity. The coding region runs from base 242 to 1375 and encodes 377 amino acids. The transcript is spliced from 4 exons. Gene Ontology annotation, biological process: protein O-linked glycosylation. The record is from RefSeq and is a predicted model, not a curated record. NCBI's taxonomy places the organism in Eukaryota, Metazoa, Chordata, Aves, Passeriformes, Hirundinidae.